AUGCCUCCCCCUAUUGAAGAUAUCUCCGACGAGGAGUCUGGCGACAUUCCCUUUGACAAUAAGAAUGGCGCAAACGACGAUGUGAUCGAGAAGGACGAGGCGGAGGCCGAGGACGAUGAAGAAGAUGACGACGAGGUUGAAGACGAGGACGUUUAUGUUGUUGAGAAGAUUCUCGAUCAUGCGUGGAUGGACAACGGCUCUUUCAAGCUUCAAGUCAAGUGGAAGGGUUGGGAAAGGCCGGAAGACCUGACCUGGGAACCCGAGGCCUCAUUGAAGUCGGGCGCUAAGCAAAUUUUAGACGCUUAUUACAAGAAAAUCGGUGGUCGUCCCCGGAAAAAUGCUGCGAAACCAGUCGCCAAAGCUGGACCGGGCCGCAAGCGUAAGUCGACUAGUGACGCCAAAGAACCCUCGGCUUCUACGGAGCCUACCGAGUCGAAACGAGCACGACGAAAGUCUUCAGCACCCGCAACAGAGGAUUCCAACCCGGAGGGAGGACUCGAGGCUGAAGAGAACGACUUCUCCUGGACCCCCAAAGGCAAGGAUUGGGGAAGCCAGCUUGAUCGAGUUGAUACUAUCAUCAGGGACCAGGAGAGCAAAUCAUUAUUUGCGUUCCUACUUUGGAAGAAUGGGCGCCGCUCUCGAGUCGCAUUGGAAACCUGCUAUGAGAAGUGUCCGCGCCAGAUGCUUCAAUUCUACGAAAACCACCUGUGUGUUAGCCCUGCAGCUUUUACAUUACGCUUUGUCCGGUGA
Molecule: messenger RNA, 750 nt
Organism: Penicillium oxalicum
Lineage: Eukaryota; Fungi; Ascomycota; Eurotiomycetes; Eurotiales; Aspergillaceae
Exons: 6
Coding region: 1-750 (249 amino acids)
Biological process (GO): chromatin organization; negative regulation of transcription by RNA polymerase II
Cellular component (GO): nucleus; pericentric heterochromatin
Molecular function (GO): chromatin binding
Source: RefSeq, a predicted model, not a curated record